This is a messenger RNA of Closterium sp. Yama58-4, 849 nucleotides long. The record is from the annotation of a GenBank genome assembly. Lineage: Eukaryota; Viridiplantae; Streptophyta; Zygnematophyceae; Desmidiales; Closteriaceae.
AUGGUUGAUGCGAUGCCGAUUCGUGCCCCAACGGAGAUGAGGAUGCUUGGUGCGAUGAUCAUGAUGAGGGCUCCACCACCCGAUCCUGCUCACUCCACCACGGCCUCUCUCUCCUCACUCGCCUGCGGGAGCUUUCCCUCUGGUGCGACAGCUUCUCUCAAGAGCACCUUCCCCGCUUGCCCCGCCUCCGCUGCCUCCGCAUGCAAAGCUACAAUUGUGAGACCGGACAUGACCAGGCUGAUGGCUGCUGUGGCGCACUCUUUGGAGCAGCUGCACAUUGAUUUUGACUAUGCCACUCUCUGCAGCAGAGGAAGCACCACAGGGUUGAGCUUCCGGAAGCUCAAGCUGCUACACCUGGAGUUAGUCUGCCCGUGCGAUUCUCGGGUGGACUUGGCACUCUUCCCAGCCCUAGAACACAUGGUACUGGCAGGCCAAGUCAAUGUGUACUGGGAGGUGGAGAGCGGUUUCUUGUCUAACCUCCGCUUCCUGCAAUUAGGCUCUGUUAGUCUGCCUAAAGACCCUGGUGACCGAGAGCAUGAGCUGAUGCAGCUCACGGCGCUCACCACUCUCAUUGUGGACAAUGCAGACUACCGGGAUUUCCUUGCCGCCCUCUCCUGCUUCUCCUCCCUGCGCACCCUCCGCCUCUCCAACAUCACCCGAGGCUGCUCUGAGCCCUACCUCUCCUGCCCACCUCUCCUCUCCACACUUCAGAUCUGCUUCUCCGACCUGCCUCGCCUCCCGCCCUCACUCGCUCAAUUCUCCCGCUCACUCGCCUCGACCUGCUGCACUGGCGCCGCCUGCACUCUCUCCCGCCCUUCCUCUCGUCCUUCUCGUCGCUGCGCCACUUGA